CAGAGGGAAAUGUUCACUGCGGGCUGCACCAAAACUUUUCUGUGAUCUCCGCCCAUUCAACGCAUGUUAUAUAGUGAAACCUAAAACAACAACAGGCCCCUGUUAAGUCCUCCCUUUCAUCUGGAAACGUCAUUGAGCGUACAGCAUUACACAAGUGUGAUCCUAAAGACGUGGCAGAGAGAUGGACAACCAGUCCAAAGUGGAGCAUUCCAAUGGACACAGCAGGUCUCUGGACAUUGUGCCCAGCACCGAGGAAAAGAUGAAAGACAGGGGUCAAUGGGGCAACAAGCUGGAGUUUGUCCUGUCGGUGGCUGGAGAAAUUAUAGGCUUGGGGAAUGUCUGGCGUUUCCCCUACCUAUGUUAUAAGAAUGGGGGAGGUGCCUUCUUCAUCCCAUAUCUCAUUUUCCUGUUUGCUUGUGGGAUCCCAGUUUUCUUUCUGGAGACCGCCCUGGGACAGUACACCAGUGAGGGUGGCAUCACCUGCUGGAGAAAGAUCUGCCCAUUGUUUGAAGGAGUAGGUUAUGCCACGCAGGUGAUUGUUGCACUGUUGAACAUCUACUACAUCAUUGUGUUAUCCUGGGCCAUCUUCUACCUGUCAAACUCCUUUACAUGGGACCUUCCCUGGGCCUCCUGCAACAACACCUGGAACACAGCCUCCUGUAUGCCAUUUCAGAAGGGAAAUAGCUCCAUCAAUCACCAUGAGAACACCACUUCUCCUGUCAUUGAGUUCUGGGAGCGCAGAGUGCUGCGGAUCUCCUCAGGGAUUGAUCAUAUUGGUGUUCUAAACUGGGACCUGGUCAUCUGUCUUGCCGUUGCCUGGGUCAUCUGUUACUUCUGUAUCUGGAAGGGAGUUAAGUCCACUGGCAAGGUUGUUUACUUCACUGCCACCUUCCCUUAUGCUAUGCUACUGAUUUUGCUGAUCAGAGGCGUCACUCUGCCCGGUGCCUCCAGAGGAAUCCACUUCUACCUCUAUCCUGACCUGGGAAGACUGUCUGACCCACAGGUGUGGAUGGAUGCUGGAACCCAAAUAUUUUUCUCGUAUGCCAUCUGUCUGGGCUGCCUCACUGCCCUUGGAAGCUACAACAAAUAUAACAACAACUGUUACAGGGAUUGCCUGUCUCUCUGUUUCCUAAACAGUGGCACCAGUUUCAUUGCAGGCUUCGCCAUCUUUUCUAUCCUGGGUUUUAUGUCAUAUGAGCAGAACGUGCCCAUCUCAGAAGUGGCUGAAUCUGGUCCUGGCUUGGCCUUCAUAGCUUACCCUCGUGCUGUGUCCAUGAUGCCGUUCUCUCCUCUAUGGGCCUGCUGCUUCUUUAUUAUGAUAGUAUUUCUGGGACUAGACAGUCAGUUUGUGUGUGUGGAGAGCCUGGUGACAGCCAUGGUGGACAUGUAUCCCUCUACCUUUCGCCGUAAAAACCGCAGAGAGCUCUUCAUACUGGCAGUGGCAGUGAUAUCCUUUCUUUUCGGCCUCAUCAUGUUGACUGAGGGUGGCAUGUAUAUCUUCCAGCUCUUCGACUACUACGCAGCCAGUGGGAUGUGCCUGCUCUUCGUGUCUAUCUUCGAAACUGUUUGCAUUGCUUGGAUUUAUGGUGCCGACCGUUUCUAUGACAACAUCGAGGAUAUGAUUGGCUAUCGCCCUGGGCCUGUCAUCAAAUACUGCUGGCUUUUUUUCACCCCUGCAACAUGCUUUGGUACCUUUGCUUUCUCCUUAAUCAAAUACUCACCUCUGAAGUACAACAAUGAAUAUGAAUAUCCAUGGUGGGGUCACGGUAUUGGCUGGAUCCUGGCCCUGUCCUCGAUGCUGUGUAUUCCUCUAUGGGCGGCAUUUAAACUGUACAACACACCUGGGACACUCAAAGAGCGCCUUGCUCUCCUCACGACUGCUUCCAGUGAGUUACCCAAGACAAAGCUGGAACAGGAGAGGCUGGUGGCCGUGUAUGGUGCAGAAGGUGACACCCUCCAUCAGAAAGCACCUCCCACUAAGGACGGUUACUUCCCUGUUGAUGAAAAAGAAUCUCAUUGCUAGAAUCAGUGCCUUGACGGGGUCCGGUGUCACUCCUUGGCAGUGAAUUUCUGCCUGGCCCCAUACCAAGAAUACCUCACCAGAUAAGGUAGAUAAAACAGGCCCAGAUGCAGACUAAGACUCACCUGACCUGUAACUCCUGAUCUGCUGCUGGAGCUUUCAUUUUUGUACUGUGCCUUCAACAUUUAAUGGCAUCACUGUCUUUACAUCCCCUUUGGGAGACUUGGUGACCAUUGCAUUUACCAUUGGCUGUGUCAUAUGUACCUUUGGAAAAAAAAAAAAAAAGGCGUUCAUAGUUUUUACACAGUGGCUAAGAAUCUACUUUUGAUCAUGUUUGCUUUCUAAGGAAGCAUUUCUUCUGUUGUGGACAUGUUCAGGGUUGAAUCAGUCAAAAAGGACAUUCCAGUUAUUCAUUACAUCUAACUGUCUGCUUUAGUUGCAUCACAUGUGUUGCAUAACAUGUGAGCACAGAUGAAUUCAUGCUAAAUGCUAACUUGAGUUUUUAGAUGCACACCCUGAACACGAGUGCAUUUUGUUGUGACUUUAUUACAGUCAUGGUAGCAGCACUUUUUCAUUGUAUUGUAUCUCAGGUGAAAUAUCCUGACAAUACCAUUGUGCUUGAGAAUGCAAGAAAGACUUCUGCUGAACUGAUCAAAAUUCAACAAUUACAUUUCACUGUCUUAUUUGAUAUUAAUGUUAUGUCUUCAUUUGCUUUAAUGACAGUUUUGCAGAGUUGCAUAAAGAUGUUAUGUAUGAGUAGUCUACUGAGUAAUCAAAUCAAUGACAUAAUUCUUAUUUAGUCUCAGUUUUGCCUUGUCUUUACUGAAUCUUUGAAAUUAAUUGAAUUAAACUGUAGCACUUAAUGAAACAAUUAUACCUCUUAGAUAAAAUGAUCAACCCAGGCGUCAUACAUUCCAAAAAAGAAAAUAACUGUCCUUUUUGUUUAAGGAACAUGCUGUAAGCCUAUGUUUCUAUAGAUGUUGACAUGAAUAUAUAAUUAGUGAUAUAGGAAAUGCUUUUACAUUUGUAACUUUUGUAUGCUAAAAAUAUUUUUAUGACUGUAUAAACAUGCCAUCAUUAUCAGUUGCAUUGAAUGUAUUUUCAUAUAUACACGCACACGCAUUUAUAUAUAUACAUUUACAGUAUAUAUAUUAUGUACAAGAAAUCAGAUUUACAUGUGUUACUGUGCAUCAUUUUUGAUCUGUCUUUUAGCAAUAGAGUCACCAUAUAUAAUGAAAUAUCCUAAAAUAACACCACAUUGUCUUCGUCUGAUUUUUUUCUCUAAGAAAAUUAAAAUAUUGAAUUAUAAUGUUUAAGU
This is a messenger RNA of Sphaeramia orbicularis (orbiculate cardinalfish), 3338 nucleotides long. It is a transcript of the gene slc6a13, whose product is annotated as solute carrier family 6 member 13. The transcript is spliced from 15 exons. The coding region runs from base 182 to 2023 and encodes 613 amino acids. Gene Ontology annotation, molecular function: gamma-aminobutyric acid:sodium:chloride symporter activity. Gene Ontology annotation, cellular component: plasma membrane; cell projection. NCBI's taxonomy places the organism in Eukaryota, Metazoa, Chordata, Actinopteri, Kurtiformes, Apogonidae. The record is from RefSeq and is a predicted model, not a curated record. Gene Ontology annotation, biological process: nitrogen compound transport; amino acid transport; sodium ion transmembrane transport.